ACUUUUUCACUGCUGUACACAAAAUCCAGAUGCAACAUUUCAAGAUGAAGUCUUUGCUUCUGCUGGUGAUGCUGACAGCAUGUGCUGCUACUCCUCGAGAUCUGUCAGGGAAAAUGUUCACCUUCCCACAACAAAGCAACACAGCUCGUGUGAGGCUGAUUACAUCAAGACAGGAUUUCAGUGCUGUAACCGUCUGUCACAGGUCCUUCACAGACCUCAAAAGAGACCACAUCCUUUUCUCCAUGGCCACACCCUCUGCUGCCAAUGACUUCCUGAUUUACUGGGACCACACAAAUACGGAGAUUGAGCCCCAUAUUAGAGACAAAAAGGCAGAAUUUGGAGGGAGGGACUACAAACCGAACAUGUGGCACUCUAUUUGUUCCACAUGGGACUCUGAGUCUGGACUGGUGCAGGUGUGGUUUGAUGGACUACCUUCAAUUAGGAAAUUUGUCUCUGGAACAAACAUCACUGGACCCUCUAUAAUUCUGUUAGGACAGGAGCAGGACAGCCAUGGUGGGGGGUUUGACAUCAGGCAGUCGUUCGUUGGCAUGAUGUCUGAUGUCCACAUGUGGGACUACGUCCUUUCCCCCUGUGAGAUCCAGAAAUAUGUGGAUGACCUAAACUUCACUCCAGGGAAUGUGCUCAACUGGGGGGCCAUGGAGUUCCAGAUUAUAGACAGAGUACUGAUAGAAAAUAAACAAAUGACCUGUCAGUGACCUUUAAAAACAAUACUAUCAAUAUCUCUCAAAGUCAAAAAUCACAUUCUCUACUAUACUUUUAUGUCAAAUGUGAAGUGUAAGUUACCACUUUCAACAUUUUGUGUUAAAUCAUUUAUUAAAGGUUCAGAUUCUUUUUCAAGUCUAUAUUAAUACAAUAAGCACAUGAAAGAAUUAUUUUUAGUCACUCAUCAUUUUACCUUACCAUAAAGAGAUCUCCUCCUAACAUAACUGUGCUGUAAAAGAUGGAGGACAAAAUCGACAAUACUCUUUCUGUGCAAAAAUUCCAAAAUUCAGCCAAAGCUUCAGUAGUGCUCAGUACCCAAAUCUUUCUCUGUAAAGUCUCUCUAUGAAGGUAUCACUUUAUUGCCAGUUUUACCAAUAUUUACUGAGGUUAGCAACAGAGAAAAAAACAUUUUGGCAAUUAGAUUCCUUCACUGUGAAGCAUCUUCAUUAAGUGUGGGUCCAUAUGAAGAUAGGAGAGAGUGUGCACAAGUUAUUAUUAGCAUUACUGAACUUUUGCCAAAGCUUCAUUUUGGAGAGUAAGAAUGAUUAUAGCAACCUAUAACUCUUUUAAUGUAUACAUGUGAGUUGUAAUGGCUCAAGUAAACAAGGUGUGGACUCAAAUGCACAACUUACAGCCAGAACUUUUAAAGUGAAAGCUAAGGUUACUGUGUCGAAUACAGCGAUGAUUGUCAAUAAGUAGGCAGUCAAAAAUAACACAACUUAAAAAACAUACUUGGAUGCUACAGGCAGGGAACAAUGGCUGAAGGGGCAUAAAGUGGGGAGCUAAAG
Thunnus maccoyii (southern bluefin tuna) is the source of this 1511-nucleotide messenger RNA. RefSeq names its product serum amyloid P-component-like. NCBI's taxonomy places the organism in Eukaryota, Metazoa, Chordata, Actinopteri, Scombriformes, Scombridae. The coding region runs from base 30 to 716 and encodes 228 amino acids. The record is from RefSeq and is a predicted model, not a curated record. The transcript has 5 exons.